AUGGCGCAGACGGUGAACGUGGGGGAACUGACGCUGCCGCAGCUGGAACUGCUCAAGGGGCAGCUCGACCAGGAGGUGGAGUUCCUCUCGUCCUCCAUCGCCCAGCUCAAGGUGGUGCAGACCAAGUACGUGGAAGCCAAGGACUGUCUCAACGUCCUCAACAAGAGCAACGAAGGGAAGGACCUGCUGGUGCCACUCACCAGCUCCGUAUAUGUACGUCCCGGGAAGCUCUCGGAUGUCGAGCGCGUCCUGAUCGAUGUCGGAACCGGCUACUACGUGGAGAAGACGGCAGACGACGCUCGAGACUUUUUCAAGCGGAUCGACUUCCUGACCAAACAGAUGGAGAAGAUCCAGCCGGCGCUGCAGGAGAAACACGCCAUGAAGCAGGCCGUGGUGGAAAUGAUGAGCCAGAAGAUCCAGCAGCUCACGGCCCUGGGAGCCGCCCAGGGUGCGACCACCAAGGCGUAGCCUUCGGCCUCACCAUCGCCGCUGGGACGGGAGCGGAGGCCGGAGGGAGCCGUGGGGUGCGGUGCAGCCCCCCCACUCCCGCCUCUCCAUCCCGGUUCUCCGGUGGCUCUUCCCCCCCUGUCCGGUGGUGCCCGGCAGCGCCAGCCCCCCCCUUUUUGUAGGCAGCACCUCGCUGUCGCAGCGCGGGAAUAAACGAG
Molecule: messenger RNA, 665 nt
Organism: Gavia stellata (red-throated loon)
Lineage: Eukaryota; Metazoa; Chordata; Aves; Gaviiformes; Gaviidae
Gene: PFDN5
Product: prefoldin subunit 5
Biological process (GO): regulation of DNA-templated transcription; protein folding
Cellular component (GO): prefoldin complex; cytoplasm
Source: RefSeq, a predicted model, not a curated record